Molecule: messenger RNA, 1229 nt
Organism: Petromyzon marinus (sea lamprey)
Lineage: Eukaryota; Metazoa; Chordata; Hyperoartia; Petromyzontiformes; Petromyzontidae
Source: RefSeq, a predicted model, not a curated record
UCGCCUGUAUUUAAACGCCCACACCGACAGGCAGGCGACUGUCCGCGCUGGCGAACUUCAGCUGGGAGUGACGGUCUCUGUUCUGGACUUCUCAGACAUCGGAGGUGCUGCUCGUGUUGGUGAUGAUGGUGAUGAUGAUGAUGGUGAAAAGAGUCUUCUUCUUGAUGCUCUGCCUGGUGCAGAUGCAGGGGGUGAUGACGGCAGAAGUGCACUGGUGCUACACCAACUCGUCGUGCGCCCCGGCCACGUGGUCGAUCAACUUCCCCACGUUGUGCAACAGCACGUCACGGCAGUCGCCGGUGAACAUCAACUCGAGCGCGGCCGUCCCCAUGUCGCCCGUCGACCCCCUGAGUCUCUACGGCUGGAAUGCCACGGCCGGGCAGAACUGGACGGUGACCAACAAUGGGCACUCCGUGUCAGUGUCGCUGCCCGGCAACCUGAGCGUGUCAGGCGGCGCUCUGAACGGGACGUACCUCACCGACAGCUUCCACUUCCACUGGGGAGCCCCGGGCAACCAGAGCACAGGGUCCGAGCACGCCAUAGACGGGGUCUGGUACCCCCUGGAGAUGCACAUCAUCAACUACAAGCAGAGCUACGGCAACGUGAGCGCAGCCAAGAACUAUCCAGACGGCCUCGCAGUGUUCGGUGUCUUUUUCCAGGUGGGAGGGAAUUUCUCGAGCCUGGACUCGAUCCUCGCAGCGCUGUCCAACAUCUCGCGCCCAGGCAUGAACAGCAGCGUGAUGGCCCCGAGCCUGCAGUCGUUUGUCCCCGGAGCGCUCGAAUCGUCGAUUGCCGGUCCCUUCUACCGAUACAGCGGCUCCCUCACGACGCCCACUUGCGACGAGUCGGUGAUCUGGAGCGUCUUCCAGGCGCCACUCUUUCUGGGGCAGGCACAGCUGGAUCUGUUCCGCACCCUCUUGUACUACGACGCCGAGGGGAAGGAGCCGCUGGUCAACAACUUCCGCCCCAUCCAGAACCUGGGCAGCCGUGCCGUCUACUACACGGGGACCGCCAACGCCACCACCACCGCCUCCACCAACGCCACCACCACCGCCUCCACCAACGCCACCACCAACGCCACCACCCUCUCGCCGGCCACAGCAUCGCCCACAGCUGCAGCGCCCGGCCAACACCCUCCGUUGCCCGGCCUCACCACCUCCCUGCUCAUCCUCGCUUCGCUGCUCACCUGGGCAGCCGGCGCUCACCUGUAGAGGUGGGGGGUGGGGGGU